Molecule: messenger RNA, 2321 nt
Organism: Labeo rohita (rohu)
Lineage: Eukaryota; Metazoa; Chordata; Actinopteri; Cypriniformes; Cyprinidae
Gene: cox10
Product: protoheme IX farnesyltransferase, mitochondrial
Exons: 7
Coding region: 90-1421 (443 amino acids)
Biological process (GO): heme biosynthetic process
Cellular component (GO): mitochondrial membrane; mitochondrion
Molecular function (GO): protoheme IX farnesyltransferase activity
Source: RefSeq, a predicted model, not a curated record
AAACACUUCCCUUGUGAACGCGAGGUGAAGAUGGCGCGCUGCAGCAUGUGAAGGGGACUCGGCGGCAGCCGGUCGUUCGCUUGAGGAACAUGUAUAAAACAUCAUGUAGUAGACUGACGGGAGUCUGGAAAUGCCUUCCACGUGAUGGUUUGCUUGGUGUUGGUGUGCAGCUGAAGCUCAUUUCAAAUGCGUCUAGGAGUCACAUGAGUGCCAGGAGUCUGAUUCAGCUCUGCAGGAAAAAUCAAGCAGAAUGGAUCACUUUCCAGCAUCUCUGCUUUCUGAAGAGACAGUAUGUGAUGAGCAGCAGCGGUCUCUGCCAGAGAGCGAUACCCAAGCAGGAGUCUGUUACUGCUGUGUUGGAUGAUCGAGAUGAUUCGGUGGUCAGUCAGGUUCAGAAGAUCCCAGCCUUAAAGCCUGAACCAGCAACUAAGGCGCUGCCAAGUGACCCGGCUGAGCCAGAAGCAGCCAGGGCAGCCCGACUAGAGGCCCGGCAGUGGAAGGAGCUGAAAGUUGAAUACAGUGAUUUACCAGGGAUUUACGCAAGACUCGCCAAACUUAAAUUAACAGCUCUUGUGGUUACUACAGCAGCUGCUGGCUAUGCCAUGGCUCCAGUGCCCUUUGACCCUGUCAUUUUUUUGAUGGCUUCAUUCGGAACGUUUCUCUCUUCCUGUACAGCCAAUUCCAUCAAUCAGUACUUUGAGGUGCCCUUUGACUCAAACAUGAAUCGUACCAAAAACAGACCUCUGGUUCGAGGACAGAUCAGCCCUCUGCAUGCCGUGUCAUUCGCCAUGGCGUGUGGGAUCCCAGGUGUGACCCUGUUGACCCUGGGUGUAAAUCCCCUGACUGGCUUCCUGGGCGCCCUGAACAUCUUCCUGUACACGUGCUGCUACACUCCCCUGAAACGCCUCAGCAUCACCAACACCUGGGUGGGCUCCGUGGUGGGUGCCAUCCCACCUGUAAUGGGCUGGACAGCAGCCACCGGCUCACUCGAUCCAGGAGCACUCUUACUAGGAGCUUUCCUGUUCUCCUGGCAGUUUCCUCACUUUAAUGCCCUGAGCUGGAAUCUAAGAGAGGACUAUUCACGCGGCGGCUACCGAAUGAUGUCCGUCACCCAUCCCGGCCUUUGUAAACGCGUGGCCCUCCGCCACAGCGUAGGCCUGAUUGGCCUCUCAGCCUUGGGCCCCGUGUUGGACGUCACCACCUGGACGUUCCCCUUAGUCUCCCUGCCGAUUAACCUUUACAUCAGCUACCUGGCCUUCAGGUUCUAUCGCUAUAGUGACAGGCAGAAUGCCCGCAAGUUGUUCUUCUGUAGUCUCUGGCAUCUGCCCAUGCUGCUGCUGCUGGCCCUCACCUGUAAGAAGAGCCGCGUGCCGCAGGACGAGGCAGCUGUAGCUCCCAGCACGCCAUCUGUGGCUCUUUAGAGCAUAUUCUGUACCCUGCCAUAUUCGUACUGGCUUGAUAAUUGCUGUCAGCCCUAAAAUGAAUUAUCUUUGAGCUAAGACAUCAGUUGUGUAUCUUGGAGAGGAAGUCAUAACCUCUUUCCAUUGUUGUAAAAGUGUCCGUCAGGGAAAAAUAACAAUAUAAAAAUCCCUGAUUUCACUCAGGUAACUUGUACACAAAUCAAUGCUCUGUGUGUGUAAAUACAUGAUAUAUUUAUUUGACGCAGCCCCCUUGUGUCUGCAAACUCAAAGACUGUUUCAAUAGGCAGAUUUGUGUCUAUGUGGAUCAUUGAAAUUAAGUACCACAAGAAAACGCUUUAGAGUUUGCAGUUAACGUCGCCAUUACUGUGGAUAUUUUAGAUGCGAUAUAGGCUGGAUAAUGGAGAACGGUUUGCUUUAAUGCACCUAGCAAGUAAUUUCCAAGUUUGUUCUCUUCUAAUUACUUGCUUAAAUGACGUUUUCACAGAAAGUUUUCACUUUCUGAGUCUGUUAAUAUUUCAUUUCGGCAAUGAAUGAUUCAGUCAAGAAACCGCUGAGUCUCACUGCUAGCCCAGAAGGCUAUAUUCUGCAUGAAACUCCGUCCCUAUGAGUCUGAGUUGGGAUGUUGAAAGGCUGAUCGUUUUGGAGAGCUCUUGGGUAUUGGCUCCAUCAAAGAUCGUUACUAGUCAAAUAAACUUGGUCAGCUCAUUUGAACUCCCCAGAACUGAAUUACUGUUGAUUCAUUGAAUGUCACAGUGCUGAAUAUCACUGCUUUGUUCGUUACUGUUUGCUCUCUUCAAAAAACUACAUUCAGCGCCUUCACAGUUUGACCUGACUGUACCAAUGACUUGUGUAAGACACAAAAAGAAUGAAAGUUCUUAAUAAAAAUGUCUUGUGAUCAAG